GCUCUUAAUGACUGAACGUAUGUGUAAGUACGUCCUCUUUCUUACUGUAGUGGAACGUCACAGAUGGUUGAAGUGGUAAUCGGAGCCGAGAGAUUUCUGUCAUCCGAGCCUGAAAAGCAGCUGAAGCUCCUGGUAAACAGGCCUCCUGUCCUCAUCAUCACUGACAGUAGCACUAAGAGAUGAGCUGUUCUCAUGAGGAGACCCAGAUUGUUGCAUAAAUUUCACUAGGCACACGAGUUGAGGAAUAAAUCAGGUUUGAGAAGUUUCGUCGUUUAAAAAAAAAAACCCCACACACACAAAAAAACUUCGCUUUGACAAAAAGACAGUGCUUAUUGUAUGCUUAAAUUUUGCAUAAUUGUGUGUUUUGUUGUUUUUAUAAACUUUCCUGUGAUAUUAGAUACGUGAUGUUACACAGCAAAGAAACUAUACACGGGUGACAUUAAAGGAAAACAUGCAACCGAGCGUGCAACCUUCCAGGUUCUGAAGCUUGUGGCCAAAAAAGUGUACAAUAAGUAUCAGACAGUCAGGGUGGGUGAAGCAUUGUUUUUCUUUAAAUCAGUCAAUUUGUUUUGGUCCUUCGCUUCAGCAAAUCUGCUAUUUUUAAAAUCCGUCUUUUUUCUCUUUUUCCUGUGCCGUCUUUUCUGAGAACUGACGACGCAUUUUAGCCAGCUGGCUACUAACUGUCUGAUCUUUCGACUUGUCUGAAAUAACAAGUCUCCCUUCAGGCCUUACGGCGUGUGUCCUAUCUUUUAAUGAUUCAUGCUGUUCCUGUCCAGGCGAUGUAAAUUUAGGCCAUCGGAACAGCAGAGGAAGAGUGUGUUUUUAAAGGGAAGUGGCUUAUAUGCCCUAACUGUAAAGGCUGCUGUGUACAGGAGCUGCGGUUGGCGCCUCAGGCCCACACCCAUCCCAUAAUGUUCAUCAUGCAGUAACGACAAGAACGUUGCUCUGAGCAGCACAGGAAGUGAGCUCAUAUUGUAAAACUCGUAGCAACACACAAUAACUAACUAUGACUGUGGACAUGUUCGUGAUGUGGUUCAUGUUUGUGGGAUGGAUAUGUGAAAUUUCAGCUCAUAAGUCUCUAGAAUUCAAAAUACAGCUGUAAGAAUUUGUGCUGUUGAUUUUUUUUUUUUUUUUUUUUUUUUUUUUUUUUUUUUUUUUUUUUAAUUAUUAUUAUUUUAUUUGUUGUUUGGUGAUUUGUAAAUGCUUCUUGUGAUAUUAGACACAUAUUUCUUCUGUAAAGCUGUAUAGUUACUAUUGUUGUGUGUCUGUGUCUCCGUCUCUUUGCCUUUGUAUGUCUAUGCGUGUCUGUGUGUUGUUUUUUUUUGUUUGUUUUUUUUCUUGUCUCUCUGCAUCCUUGUUUCUGUGUCUCUCUGUAGAUGUGUCUUUGUCUCGCUCUCUCUCUCUCUCUGUCUGCGUCUGUUUCUCUCUUUCUCUCUUUCUCUCUCUCUCUCUCUCUCGUGUGUCUCUGAGUGUUUCUCUCUGUGUGUGUGCACGCCAAAAGCCUUACUAAUCCAUUUUUACCUAAUUAGGAUGACAAAGAAACAGUAAGUAACUUCCAGAAAGUAGGCCUCAGUACAGUGAAAACAGGAAGUAUAGUCAGGGCUUCAUGACAUUAACUGUGAACAGGAAGUGCUGGUAGAAAUUUGAAGGGCAUUUUUACAAGUGACGUGCGGUAUCAAACUGUUAAAAGCUUCUUAUCCAUGUCAUCGGUGUUUUUCUGCUGAAUUUUAUUAAAGGGGAACAUGCCAAUAUUUCAUUUUGAUUUCAGAAAGUUUUCCUUGCCCAACUCUCUCUUUGGUUUGCCCUGGGGUGCAGCCGCAGAAGCCAGAUGUGUUUGUGUGGCGAAAAAUAUUGGUGUGUUUUUUUUUUUUUUUUAUUAUUUUAAUUUUUAUUUUUUUUUCCCUUUUAUAGUAAGUGGUACGUGUGAUGAUGAUGACGAUGAUGGGGAGCAUGGUUGUAGACAGUGCUGAUCCUCCUAUACCUUUCACCCGCGUUUAAAAACGCACUAGAUGCUGUGCUUCGUGACACUCUGUGCUCUGCUCAUACAAGCCCCAGUUCCUGUCUGAGGCAUCGGAAAAUCUGCAGCCGACACUUCCUCUUCGAAAGUGUUUGUGCUUCCUGUUAUUAAGCUGCUUAGCUUAUAUGCUCGUUCACUUCUGAACGAUUGGUUGGUUUGAUCGGUUGAUUCUGGGUGGGACUCGGCGGCUUCAAACAAGUCUAGAGCAUCAUUUAUUUGUAUUUUUUUUGUAUUUGAAUCUGGAUUGAAGUAUCUCACAACCUUACACAGUGCAAUGAGGCUGUGAUUUAAGGGGUCAUGCUGGUUCUGGACGCACUUGAUGGUGGAUGGUGUAGCUUCAGUGCUGAUGGUGUUUCUCAACCUGCCGGGACACUGAGAGGAUAUUCUCCUUCCCUGUCUCCCUCUUUCCUUCUGUCCUUUCAUCCACUUCAGUAUGUCUGCCAUACAGACGAUCUGGCCUCCAGGCACGGAGUGUGUGGCCAGGUACAACUUCCCCGGCACGACUGACCAGGAUCUGCCCCUGUGUAAAGGAGAUGUCCUCACCAUUAUAGGAGUCACUAAGGACCCAAACUGGUACAAAGCCAAAAACACAGUGGGACGAGAGGGGACCAUUCCGGCAAACUACGUCCAGAAGCGAGAAGGGGUGAAGUCCGGCGGGAAGCUCAGCCUCAUGCCAUGGUUCCACGGUAAGAUAACACGUGAUCAAGCCGAGAGACUGCUCUACCCACCUGAGAUGGGGCUGUUCCUGGUGCGUGAGAGCACCAACUACCCCGGAGACUACACUCUGUGUGUGAGCUCUGAGGGCAAAGUGGAGCAUUACCGCAUCAUCUACCACAAUGGGAAACUCACCAUCGACGAGGAGGCGUACUUCGAGAACCUCAUGCAGCUCGUCGAGCACUACACAAAAGAUGCGGACGGGCUUUGCACCAGACUCAUCAAACCCAAGCUCAUGGAGGGAACAGUGGCAGCGCAGGAUGAGUUCUCCAGAAGUGGAUGGGCACUGAACCGCAAGGAACUGAAACUCAUUCAAACUAUUGGAAAGGGUGAAUUUGGAGAUGUCAUGGUGGGGGAUUACAGAGGCACUAAAGUAGCUGUGAAGUGCAUCAAACAUGACGCCACAGCGCAGGCUUUCAUCGCCGAGGCCUCGGUAAUGACGCAAAUGCGACACAAUAACCUGGUGCAGUUGUUGGGAGUGAUCGUAGAGGAGAAGGGCAGCUUAUUCAUCGUCACAGAGUACAUGGCUAAGGGAAGCCUGGUGGACUAUCUCCGCUCCAGAGGACGCACUGUUAUUGGAGGAGACUGUUUGCUCAAGUUCUCCAUGGAUGUGUGUGAGGCCAUGGAAUAUCUGGAGGCUAACAACUUCGUCCAUAGAGAUCUGGCAGCUCGGAAUGUUUUAGUUUCCGACGACAACAUCGCUAAAGUCAGUGAUUUCGGUUUGACCAAGGAGGCAUCGUCCACUCAGGACACGGCUAAGCUGCCCAUCAAAUGGACGUCCCCUGAAGCCCUGAGAGAAAAGAAAUUCUCCACUAAGUCAGAUGUAUGGAGUUAUGGAAUAUUGCUCUGGGAGAUCUAUUCCUUUGGCCGCGUACCAUACCCGAGAAUCCCUCUGAAAGACGUGGUGCCACGUGUGGAAAAGGGCUACAAGAUGGACUCCCCGGACGGCUGUCCUCCUGCUGUAUACGACGUCAUGAAGCUGUGCUGGACUUUGGAGCCGGCAAUGCGGCCCAGCUUUAAAGCGCUGAGAGAGAACCUCCAGCUCAUCCAAGAUAAAGAUUACCUGUGAGAGCAAGGACACAGACAGACUAACUCCGUUAGAGAGAGCACAGAGGACUGUAUACACACACACACACGCUCUCAGAACAGCACUCUGUCAUCACACACUUGAAAUAGAGGAUGAAAUAUAAGUAUGGCCAAAUUGUUUUACUGAUCCCCACUUUAUUUUAUUUGUUCCUUUCUUUUGCUGUGCCUUUAUGAUUUGUUUUAUAGAAUCGGAGAGGCUGGCCUUCUCUUGUGUUUUCGCCUUUCUUGAUGGUUUUUCUUUUCCUUUUUUUUUUUUUUUUUUUUUAUAAAUAAUUUAACUGUUUCCAGCCUCUUAUGACCUGUUUGUUUUUAUGUCUUUCACUGUCUUACUGUUUCCCCUUCUACUAGAAUACUCUUUUCACUUUGCUAAGUCAUGCUCACACAGCGCAGUGUUGUAUAGACCGAUUCCUCUUUAAUCAGCAUGUUCACAUGACCAUGGGUUUGUGUGGAUGUGCAAGCGUGCGUCUGUGCAUACUCCUCUGUGGACGUUGUGUUUCUGGAGCACUGGACUCUUCCCUGCACCUGAGCUGUUGCUGUUAUUUAGUUUUUAUUAUUCAGUGUUCACACCCGUAGUUUUUAAUGUCUUUCAAUUUAUUGAAAAGUGGGUCUCGUUCUUAACCCUGGAAAAUAUUGAACUUGAAGCAUGUGUGAAUUCACAUAAGGGGAUGUGGGUGGGGGUUGGGGGAGUGGGAGAUUUGCUGAUUACGUUUUUGAUCCAUAAAAAAGGAGCAUUUUGUAUGUAAAGUGUAAGAAGACGAUGAAGAAAGAAAAUAUAAAGUUGUCUGCCUGUACAAGUC
This is a messenger RNA of Ictalurus furcatus (blue catfish), 4614 nucleotides long. It is a transcript of the gene csk, whose product is annotated as C-terminal Src kinase. Gene Ontology annotation, molecular function: ATP binding; protein binding; protein tyrosine kinase activity. Gene Ontology annotation, biological process: adherens junction organization; regulation of Fc receptor mediated stimulatory signaling pathway; protein phosphorylation. NCBI's taxonomy places the organism in Eukaryota, Metazoa, Chordata, Actinopteri, Siluriformes, Ictaluridae. The coding region runs from base 2451 to 3800 and encodes 449 amino acids. The transcript has 13 exons. The record is from RefSeq and is a predicted model, not a curated record.